Molecule: messenger RNA, 3000 nt
Organism: Pocillopora verrucosa
Lineage: Eukaryota; Metazoa; Cnidaria; Anthozoa; Scleractinia; Pocilloporidae
Source: RefSeq, a predicted model, not a curated record
UGUCAAUCACAGGGAGACAAUAUUAAUUUUUUUUUCUUUAACUGUUCGCUUUGCUGCCUCUGACACAGCAGUCUACAUUUCUCUACAUCGUUGUCAACAUGUUGGGACCACUCAUCUUCCUCAGUGCUCUUGCUUUUACGCUCGGUGAUUCUCAUGUUACCCAAAUGCGAUGGUGCACAAUCAAAGCCUUAGAACAAAAAAAAUGCCAAGAUUUUCUAUAUGCGUUGAAAAAUGUGUCAAGUGAACUCAACAUCACCUUGCAAGCUAGUUGUGUUCAGGGAAGUAAUGCCAUUGAUUGCAUGCAAAAGAUCAAAGACGGACAAGCUGAUCUUAUUACACUGGAUGGAGGAGAAAUAUAUGAAGCAGGAAAAAACUACGAGAUGACUCCUGUAGUUGCAGAAUUCUACGGAGAAAGUACUGGUACCAGUUACUAUGCUGUGGCAGUUGUUAAAAAGUCAGGUUCGGUCAAAUCGAUCAAGGAUCUGAGAGGAAAGAAAACCUGUCAUACAGGAGCAGGCAAAACGGCUGGUUGGGUCGUACCAGUUGGUACUUUACUGUCCAAGAAAUAUAUGGAUCAAGACUCCACCUGUAAUCCGUACGUAUCAGCUGGAAAGUAUUUUUCGGAAAGCUGUGUACCAAGAGUGAAGGAAGAAAAAAUUGAUACAACAAAAAAAAAUCCCGACAACCUGUGCGCGUUGUGCAAAGAUGAAUGCAUGAAAGAUGGAAAUUAUUCUGGUUACAGCGGCGCGUUUAAAUGCUUGAUGGAUGGUGCGGGUGAAGUGGCAUUUGUAAAACAUACAACCGUGAGCGAAUCACCGGCGUCAGCAAGUGAUUACUUAUACCUGUGUUACGAUGGAACCACUGCUGAAAUUGGACAGCACAUUAACUGCCAUCUUGCUAAAGUUCCCUCUCACGCCGUGAUGACCAAAAAGGGACACAGCAAAAUGACGACGUAUGUCAAGAUUCUAGUUGAAGCAUCAACGCGUUAUGGGAACGAUUCUGGUGAUGGGUUUAGGAUGUUUGAUUCAUCCAAAUAUCCCGAUGGAAAAGAUCUCCUUUUCAAAGAUUCCACCAAAAAGCUGGAAGAUGUCUCUGCUAAGACCUAUGAAAAGUUUCUUGGUGAAGAGUACAUGGGCGAUGUCUCAGCGAUCAACGAUUGUGUGCCUGUUUCAGCUGCCGAAAGUAAGAGGCCUUUCUUCGUUGGCUCUCUCCUGCUUUCAUCGGUGGCUCUGGUGCUGCUCGACACAAGACGUCUGGAGACUCCAUUUGCAGAGUGUAGCUUGCAGUUCAGUGUACGCAUCAUGAUUGGAUCAUUAACUCUACUCAGUGCUCUUGUGGCUUUGCUUGGUCAAGGCCAAGCUUAUCAAAUGAGAUGGUGCACAGUUUCUGAUAAAGAACAGCAAAAAUGCAACCAGUUUAAGACUGUUCUGAAUAAACUGGGGAAUGAUUCCAAUGUUAUUGCCAGUUGUGUUCAGGAUGAUAGUGCAAUUAAUUGUAUGAAAAAGAUCAAAAACGGAGAGGCUGAUCUAAUCACUCUGGACGGAGGAGAAAUAUAUCGUGCAGGCAAAGAUUAUAUGAUGGUUCCUGUGGUUGCUGAAACUUAUGGUGAUGGUGACAGCCUCUCUUACUAUGCAGUAGCAGUCGUAAAAGAGAAUAGUACGAUUAAAACCCUAGAAGACUUGAAGGGAAAGAAAUCUUGUCACACUGGAGCGGGAAAAACAUCUGGUUGGGUUGUACCCGUUGGUACACUGUUGGCCAAGAAAUUCAUGACUCAAGACUCCAGCUGUAAUCCGUACGUAUCAGCUGGAGAGUAUUUUAAAGAAAGCUGUGUACCAAGUGUUAAGAACCCCGAUAUUGAUAAAGAUGAUAAUAAUCCCAACAACCUGUGCGCGCUAUGCCAAGACGAAUGCAAGAAUGCGGGAAAUUACUCUGGUUACAGUGGCGCCUUCAAGUGCUUGGUGGAUGAUGUGGGUGAAGUGGCAUUUGUAAAACAUACAACAGUGCCGGGGAAUUCAAGUGGUUAUUUGUACCUGUGCAAGGACGGAAGGACUGGUGCAAUUGGUGAUCACGUUAAGUGCAACUUAGCCAAAGUUCCCUCUCACGCUGUAAUGACGAAGAAGGGAAGCAGUAACAAAGCAAACUACGCUAGCAUCUUGAUAAAAGCAUCAGAUGCGUAUGGAAACGACACCGGGUCUGUGUUCAGGAUGUUUGACUCAAGCAAGUGGGACGGUAAAGAUCUCCUUUUCAAAGAUUCCACGGUCAAGCUUAUAGACGUCGGUGGUAAGACCUACGAGGCGUUCCUUGGAGACAGCUAUUUGAAAGACCUCGAGGCGUUGAAUGCAUGCUCAACCACACCCAACUCAGGAACCAAGCUGAUUAUGCCUUACUUGAUUGGUUCUGUCGUUUUCGUGUUGACAGCUCUGUUCGUGUCCGGAACUGUACAUUACUGAAAACCUUUACCAGAUAACUAAUCCAAGAGCUGCAGAUUGUAGAAGUGUCACUACUAACUUAUAUAAUUUUUUAUUUGUCUAAUUAGGUAGCUAGAGUUUUUGGCACUGAUGUCGCUUUGCUAUAGUAAUAUAAAAUUUCCGGUAGACACCAGAACUUUAGUUGCCUACUUGCAGAGGCUCCACGCUUGUCACGCAACGCUAUUCGUCACGGUCCAAUCGAUCGCAGCGUAAGAAAUCUUAGCACAGCUGGUGAUCGGGCUGAUGUCGGCGUAUUUCAAGUCUGUGCAUUUUUUCGUAACACGAGUGUAACUGGCCUUGCAUGUAGUUCAUCGUUUUAUCCUUAAAAAUACUGAUAGACAAAGCUACGUGGAUAUUGAAGAUAAAACGGCAAGUGAGGUAUAACAAAGAGAAAGGAGUAGCUUUGUUGUUUUGUUCGGUAAACAUCACAUUCAUAGGGAUACUGUCGAAGUAAGGGAGCUGUAGUCGUAAUCUAGAAGAAAGCUUUGUUCGAAAGGCUGAAUUAAAAAAGCUUGAAGUGAAGAAAAGGAAA